This is a messenger RNA of Stereum hirsutum FP-91666 SS1, 2369 nucleotides long. RefSeq lists its product as uncharacterized. The coding region runs from base 44 to 1663 and encodes 539 amino acids. Lineage: Eukaryota; Fungi; Basidiomycota; Agaricomycetes; Russulales; Stereaceae. Gene Ontology annotation, biological process: vacuolar transport; metal ion transport; ubiquitin-dependent protein catabolic process. The transcript has 3 exons. The record is from RefSeq and is a predicted model, not a curated record. Gene Ontology annotation, cellular component: perinuclear region of cytoplasm; endoplasmic reticulum; Golgi apparatus.
CCCCUUUUGCCACCCAGCCCACCACGUACACUCUCUCCUGCCUAUGUCUGCUCGGUAUGCUCCCCUUCCGAACCCUCAGUCCGACAUGAACUCAAAUACCGAGAUGGAGGCCGCCUUUGACGACUCGGAUGACGAAGAUCAGCCCCUCGCCGCUCAGGAAACACGUCCUCUCAACCCACAGCCGUCCCAUCCCUCAACACCAGGACCAGGGCCAGGCCCGGCCACCUACGACUUUGAGAACUUUGACUACGCAAGCUUCCCUCCACCGGGCUCGCCCCCAGGGCCCUCGACGAGAGCAUUCUCGAACGAUUGGGGCAACUCGAACGGUCUCAUUCCUUCCACGUCAAACAUUGAUGCAUCGUCGUACGGUCCCCGCAGCACUUGGUGGAGACGCAAGGCGGCGUCUGUCCUGCCGGCGUCGUAUGUCAGGAGAUGGGGCCUUGAUUAUGAGCAUCCCCAGGGCGUCGUGGGCGGUGGUACGAACAACGAUGGCGUGUUCGCCAAUGUGACCGCCAAGCCCUCUCGGCCCAUGCAAAUUCGUGAAGGCGACGAGAUCUUCGUCGUCCCCGAAGAUGCCCAGAAAGAAGUCCCUCCAUCCUACUCAUCAGCCCAAGCCGACUCCGUCCCUCCUUACUGGGAAACGACCGUCCACGCCCCGUCCUCACCCGGUGCCUUCGGCGAAAUGAUCAUCGACGCUCUACCCACAGGCUCCCUCUUCUCCUUCCUCUGGAACAUGCUCGUCUCGAUAUCCUUCCAAUUCGUAGGUUUCCUCCUCACCUAUCUCCUGCACACAACGCACGCCGCCCGAUUCGGUUCCCGCGCCGGUCUCGGCGUCACACUCAUUCAAUACGGGUUCGCCCUCCGUGGGGCGUCGUCGGGCAGUGGCAGUGGCAGUGGUGGUGGAGACGAUGCGAAUGCGGACAGUUGGGGUGGGUGGAGUUUCAGGGGCGCGCAGGGACAGGGUGCGGGUGAUGUGGCGGACCCGAAACCGACGUUUGAUACGUUGGCGGAGGCGGAGGAGUAUUAUAGGAAUAGGAAUGUGACGAUGGUGGAUGGGGUGCCGACGAGUACGAGCACUGGGAUGGUCGAUCCUGGGACGCAGAUGGCGAUGGACCAGAUGACGAUGGUCAGCGAUGCGACGACGGAUUGGAUCUCGUUCUUCCUCAUGACUAUCGGAUGGUUCAUUUUAUUGACAUCUGUGCUGGGCUUCUGGCGUGUCAAGCGCUGGGAAAGCAACAUCAUUGCUUCGCAGCGCGAGAAUGCAGGGCCAGGAACCGCCGCCGACGCUCAACAACAAUCUCAAGCCAUCGCUUCCUCCCUCCAACGCGUCUUCGGUCUCCCCCGCCGACAAGAUAUCUCCGAGAUGUUGCGCACCGGGCUCGGGUUCUCUUCCCGACGGAGAGACGGAGGAGAAGACAGCAGCAGCAGCAGCAAUGCGCGCGGUGGAUUCGACCUCGGGAUCGAGAUCGACGAGGAGGAUGCGAGGCGUGGGCAUGAGGAGGAGGAGGUGGACGAGGCGAGGGAGAGGGAGAUAUUGGAGAGGGAGAGGGAGGAGAUGUUGCAGAUGUAUGCGCAUGAUCCGGAGAGACAGAGACAGCUUGUGCAGAGCUUUAGAGACGACGAUCAGUUGUUGGCGAAUAUGAGGGCGGCGGGGAUGCUUUGAUUUUUUUUUUCGAACUCCUUCUGCCUUCUCCCUUCGUAUUUUACUCUCUCGUUCGUUCGUUCGUUUUUUCAGUCGGUUGUAUUGUGCUGCUGUUUAUUCUCUCUCUCUUUCGUCUGUGUAUACAUGCGCUCUCCCUCCCGCUUGGGGAUGAUUCAGAUUCUAGACGAUAUACGUCGGUGUCGAUAAGGUGUGUUAUUGACGAUAUCUAUAACUCAACCCUCGACGAUCUGCACCUUCUCAUCUCUUCUCAUCUCAUCUCAUCUCCCUCGGGACUAAAUCCAGCCCCAUCAUCGGACAUCCCUUCACUAUUUGUCUCAUCCCCUCAUCUUUCACCUGGCGCCUCCAUCCACGUCACCUACAUAAUCCAUUGAGACACACACUUGCACCCUCCCUUGACCUUCCACUAUCAUAACCCUACAUAGAUACACACAUACAUACACACAACCAGUCGAAAGAAGAUUCAAGAGUAGCAGUCCCCCCGUUCUCGUCAGUGUACAAUUAGUCUUAGUCUUACUUAUUCACGAUUCACGCUUCGCUUUACAGUCGUCACAGUUGAAAAAUCCGUUACUUAACCUACUUAUACCGCUCUCUCCCUCUCUUCCCUCCUCUACCUCCCUGUGCUCUAUCUCUUUCACGGGCCGUUACAACAUCUCAACUUGCAACUUGUGGACCCUCUCUGUCUCGUCUCGCCGAUCCUAGCCACUCA